Molecule: messenger RNA, 1681 nt
Organism: Clupea harengus (Atlantic herring)
Lineage: Eukaryota; Metazoa; Chordata; Actinopteri; Clupeiformes; Clupeidae
Gene: clp1
Product: cleavage factor polyribonucleotide kinase subunit 1
Biological process (GO): tRNA splicing, via endonucleolytic cleavage and ligation; mRNA 3'-end processing
Cellular component (GO): mRNA cleavage factor complex; nucleus
Molecular function (GO): polynucleotide 5'-hydroxyl-kinase activity
Source: RefSeq, a predicted model, not a curated record
AGAGAUGUGUGGUUUCGAGCUCAGCAUUAGAGUGACGUCAUCAAGAAUGGACGGAAAAACUUUCUGUGUUGGUGGCAGAUGGUUUUUCCGUUUGUUAGCUGUGAAAUAAUUCAACCAUGACCACUGAAGGUCCUGAAAAAUCGGCAGAGGAGGGUGCUGGAGCCGCGAGUGGGGCAGCCAGCGCGAGCACGGGAACCCGCUUUGACCUCGAGAAAGAGACGGAACUUCGAUUUGAGGUGGAGGCGGGGGAACGAGUACAGCUAGAACUCCUCUCUGGGUUAGCCGAAAUAUUUGGCUCUGAACUCAACAGGAACAAGAAAUACUCAUUUGGUCCAGGUUCGAAAAUCGCUGUCUUCACUUGGCAAGGCUGCAGCGUAUCCCUCUCUGGGAAGACAGAGGUUGCCUAUAUUUCCAGAGACACCCCGAUGCUUCUGUAUCUUAACACCCAUGCUGCAUUGGAACAGAUGAGGCAACAGGCUGAGCGGGAUAACGAGAGAGGCCCACGGGUUAUGGUGGUGGGUCCCACAGACGUGGGGAAAUCAACAGUGUGUCGUCUGCUGCUGAACUACGCUGUGAGGCUGGGCAGAAGACCGACCUUAGUAGAACUGGAUGUGGGCCAAAGUGGUGUCUCAGUGCCAGGCACGAUGUCGGCUCUGUGCAUUGAGCGCCCAGCUGAUGUAGAGGAAGGCUUCUCAGUCCAGGCUCCACUGGUCUAUCACUUUGGUUCCACGACCCCUGGAACCAACAUCAAACUCUAUAAUAAGCUGACAUCCACCCUAGCUGAGGUGUUCUCGCAGCGCUGUGAGGUCAACCGGAAGGCGAGUGUGGGCGGCUGCAUCAUCAACACCUGCGGCUGGGUGAAGGGCUCAGGCUACCAGGCACUGGUACAUUGCGCUUCGGCCUUCCAGGUGGAUGUGGUCCUGGUGCUGGACCAGGAGCGGUUGUACAACGAACUGAAGCGUGACUUGCCCCACUUUGUGCGCGUGGUGCUGCUCCCCAAGUCGGGCGGCGUGGUGGAGCGAUCGAAGGACUGCCGGCGGGAGUCGCGCGACGAGAAGAUCCGCGAGUAUUUCUACGGCUUCCGCGGCACCUCGUUCUACCCGCACGCGUUUGACGUGCGCUUCGCCGACGUGCGCAUCUACAAGAUCGGCGCGCCGUCCAUCCCAGACUCGUGCCUGCCGUUGGGGAUGUCACAGGAUGACACACAGCUCAAGCUGGUCCCGGUGAGUCCAGGCCGAGACCUGACGCACCACGUCCUGAGCGUGAGCUGCGCUGAGGAUGACACGGGCGACGGAAGCUCAGCGAGGGGCAGAGGGGUGCUGGAGAACCCCGUUUGUGGCUUUAUUGUGGUGACUGCAGUAGACACACAGGCUCAAGUGAUGACGGUGCUUUCACCUGCACCCAGACCCCUGCCAAGGCAUACGCUGCUGAUAAUGGACAUUCGCUUCAUUGACCUCAAGUAGAAACAAAGCAGAUAAGGGGUACCCGCUGUGCACCAGGUGGAAAAGAUUUACACCCACAUUGGGACCACUUUAUGUUCAUAUCUUAAGUCAAGCAAUCCUUAACUUGUGUUAAAUAUUCCAUGCCGCAAAUGUUGCAGGUUGUCGUGCUACUCCAAACAUUUGUUCAGCAUUCACCAUUCUUUACAAAUAUUUGGUUUUAUUAAAAUAUUUUAAUUAUU